This is a messenger RNA of Melanaphis sacchari, 631 nucleotides long. RefSeq names its product U6 snRNA-associated Sm-like protein LSm2. Gene Ontology annotation, biological process: mRNA splicing, via spliceosome. The transcript has 4 exons. The coding region runs from base 277 to 561 and encodes 94 amino acids. NCBI's taxonomy places the organism in Eukaryota, Metazoa, Arthropoda, Insecta, Hemiptera, Aphididae. The record is from RefSeq and is a predicted model, not a curated record. Gene Ontology annotation, molecular function: RNA binding. Gene Ontology annotation, cellular component: U4/U6 x U5 tri-snRNP complex; P-body; Lsm1-7-Pat1 complex.
ACCGUAUAGAAUUUAUUAAUAAAGCCUUGUGGUCUGUGGAUCUGAAAAAUGUCAUUAUUAUUAUAUUAUCGUAAAUUUGUAAAUACACUAAUGAGUCGGUCACUUUUGUCAUAUUAUGUGUUUCUGCUUGAUUGACCAGUAUGCAUUUAAUGUGAUCGGUCUAUAAAAAAUGUUGUAGCGAUAGAACGAUCACAUAAAAUAGAACAGUCAAUGUCUAAAACAUAUUUAGCAAAAGCAUGUAGUAUGGCGUCCAAUCUUAAAGUUAUUUAAUCUUAAAUGUUGUUCUACUCGUUUUUUAAAUCACUUGUUGGGAAAGAUGUUGUCGUUGAAUUAAAAAAUGAUCUUAGUAUAUGUGGAACGUUACAUUCCGUGGAUCAAUAUUUGAAUAUCAAACUCAUUGACAUUAGUGUAACUGAUCCUGAAAAAUACCCACAUAUGGCUUCUGUAAGGAACUGUUUCAUUAGAGGUUCAGUGGUUCGUUAUGUACAAUUACCAGCAGAUGAAGUUGAUACACAGUUGUUACAAGAUGCUGCACGUAAAGAAGCAACAGUCACUCGCUAAUAUAUUUUACAUUUAAUUACAAUUAAGGACAUUUUUAUUUAAAAACUAAUAUAAAAAUAAUUAUGUAAUA